Paramuricea clavata is the source of this 3047-nucleotide messenger RNA. The record is from the annotation of a GenBank genome assembly. NCBI's taxonomy places the organism in Eukaryota, Metazoa, Cnidaria, Anthozoa, Malacalcyonacea, Plexauridae.
AUGUCUUCGUUAUUCGUUCCUACUUCACCAUUCUUAAAAAGUGUAAAAACAUCGUUAUUGGUAAUAACUUCGUUGUUCGUUCUAGCGAGUUCAUGUGGAAUUGGUACUCAUCAAAGUACUUUGAGCGGAGGAUGUGCCACCUGUCCUGACACUGCUGCAGGAUGCGACACAUUUAAACCACUGUAUAUGAAGGAUUAUGAAAGCUGUAUGAAGUGUGGUAAGUAUAUAUAUUUAUGUAAAUAACACAUAAUUAACGACAUUAAAAAGACACAAAACUAAGCGCAAUAUAAACAAAUUGUAUUGAACUAUUCAUAUAUUCAACUGUCUAGACGCGCGAGUUAAAUCUAUAGUAUAUUAUAGUCAGUGGCGUAGCCAGCCCGACAAUUUAGUCCCGCUAUGCAAAUUCAAAAUUAUUAUCAUUAUUCAUUUCUUUAGAAAUUGAUUGUUUUCACAGUCAAUGGACACGAAAAUAUUUGCAUAGCGGGACUAAAUCGUCGGGCUGGCUACGCUACUGAUUAUAGUGUUAUUUGCGCGCCGUGUCGUUAUUUAAGAAGUCGCCUGAUGGAGCGUAUUACGGAAACGUUUAUACAGGUCUGUAAGAAAGAUCUGAUAUUUAAGAACUGUAUUGUACAAUUAUUGAAAAAUUUAUUGAUCUUUUCAGACUUUUCAUGUCGAAAUCUUUUGCGCAACAUAUAACGUGUAUAGGGAAUGGACUUUUAACUAAUUACAUCAUCCUCGUUCCCAGGGCUUCGCGGCUGCCCCUAUCUUCUUACCCUUUAAGGGACUUCCCCUUUUACAGCUUAUUAUAAACUGUCCGUCAUUUCUAUCUAGAUUCAUUUACAGCUACUACUCAAACAGACAAGUUCAUUAUGGGCGAUUGUAGCAAAGGCACAUAUCAGAGUCUAGAUGGAUGUGAUGAAUGUCCCGUUGCUCCCAAAGGCUGUGAUACUCACAGACCUUUAUAUAUGAAGAUUUAUAGAAGUUGUAUGAAAUGCUGUAAGUAACAACAAUAUAUAACAAGUAACAAAGUAGAAUGUAAAUGAUUGUUAGGGUCCCCAAUUCGGUUUUCUCUCAACGGGUAAAAGCUGGGAUUUAUACAGAACCUUUCUAAACCUUACAUUUAUCAAUGUAAUGCAUUUCUCGUAGUCAUUGUCUUUUAAUUCUCAUGAGGCUUUAUGACGAAAGGUCAUGAUGAUUAUAAUCUAUUUUAUUGGGGUAGUUUACCGGAAUAUGACGUGGCACUCACUUUGCGAUUUUAGGUUGCUAAGUUCUAACAAAAACUAUAAUACAUGAGUUACAGGGAUCUCAAAAAUCAAAGCACGCAAACUCAUUAAUAAUUCAUUAAACUUGAUACCACGAAAAUACACGCCCAGAUAUUUACUCAACUAUCACGUCCAAUUUCUUUAACUACGGGUUAGUUUGAGAAAGUAUUUCAUACUCUCAAAGUCGUUGACUGUAGUGGUAUUAAUUUAAAACAGAGAUUCACCUCGUGUAAUAUUUAUACUCAACUCGAGAAUCAACUGGGGUCACGUUUAAAUCGCACGAAUUCAUUGAUUUAUCUGUUGAUAAUUUAGUGUCAGGCGUUUUACAUGUUUAAUAGUAAUUAUGACACUAUUUGAAUAGCUUUUUAACAAUUUCGUGCUAUAUACAUGCGCAAUUUCCAAGUCGAAAGCAAAGCAGACGAGCUUUUAAUUAAGAAGAUUAAAAAAAUGCUGAAGUAGUCAAUAAUAGCUAAACUCGUGAUUUUCACGUCAUGCUUUUCACGAUGUGUCGAUGUCAAUCUUGCUCACAGUCACUUUCUUAAUAACCAUAUCUUCGGUUUUAGCACAGUUAAUGGUUUUACAGACUUGUGUAUAGGUUUUGCUCAUAUGAGAAGCGCAGAGUACUCAUGCAAAAUGCGACGCGAGAGUGUUUGCUACACGCAUGAAUAAUUUGCGUUAUUGACCUCAUAACGUUUGCAUAAACUGCGCGUUCAAUAAUAUUCAAAGAGACUAUUAAAGAAUUUUUGUUUAAUAAACAUAUCUAUAAGUCUAUAAAUUUUCUGAGUACAUGUUGUUUACAGUACACUAUUUUAACUUUUAUAUUUUUAUAUGCCAUAUGUUAUUAUUGCGGUUAUUUAUUGGCACCCUGCAGGGUCGUAAGGAUAUACGAGUCAUUUAACGGAAAUACCAAGCGUACGUUACCACAUGAAAUUGAUAUUUCAGGAAAGUCCCUCUGUAACUCGUGAAUCUGGUUGAAACGAGUUAAACCACAUCCAAACAUUGUGCAUUUAGUUGGUUUGACGUUUAGAAAGCACCAUGGCCAUGGUUUUAUGGGUAGCACGUUUCCCAAGAAAAAUUCUAAUUUAUCAUUAUUAGGGUGAAAUUUAACCAAUGUUAAUGAUUAAUAAAUAGCUAAUAAAAUCUUUAUUUGUUUCAGUUUUAACAGAGACAAGUACAGCAACGUCAUCCACGUGGUCAUCAUCAACCUCGUCACCAGCUAUGUCAUCAUUAGACAGUAUCUGGAUCACACUUGGUGCUUUUGCUGCCCUUACCGUUUUGGGCCUCUUGUUUGCAAAAUAUAUUUAUCCUCAUUUUAUCAAGUGGUGCCUGGCAAGACAUCACAUAUCCAGGAGAGAAUCUGACCAAAGGUGUGCUGAACAAAUCCUAAUACCAAGUGAGAACGCGGACGAAAAUCAUGACCAAAGUGACAGUGCAGAUUCAAACCUUGCACCAACUCCCUUCAACCCAGGACCAACACCCAACCCACGACCAACACCCAACCCACGACCAACACCCAACCCAGGACCAACACCCAACCCAGGACCAACACCCAACCCAGGACCGAGUACCUCCAACGGCAACCCAGGACCAACUACCUCCAACCCAGCACCAACUACCUCCAACCCAGCACCAACUACCUCCAAACCAGGACCAAAUAAUGUGGCACUGCGUAAUUCAGAUUUAAAUGCACCCGAACAAACAACUGCUUUGGACAGUGUGAAAAAUGAAGAAGACUACGAAGAGCACAAUGAGAGAUUGGCACAAACUGUUGAAACAGCGGUCUAA